Messenger RNA from Sphaeramia orbicularis (orbiculate cardinalfish), 5884 nucleotides. It is a transcript of the gene pgbd5, whose product is annotated as piggyBac transposable element derived 5. The record is from RefSeq and is a predicted model, not a curated record. The coding region runs from base 377 to 2014 and encodes 545 amino acids. Gene Ontology annotation, cellular component: nucleus. Gene Ontology annotation, molecular function: transposase activity. The transcript is spliced from 7 exons. Gene Ontology annotation, biological process: non-replicative DNA transposition. Lineage: Eukaryota; Metazoa; Chordata; Actinopteri; Kurtiformes; Apogonidae.
GGUGAUGCAGCCGCAGCCACUACUCUCUCUGUUUUCUCUCCGUGUAGAUAAAUCGCUGGUUCUCAACCCGGAUGCUGUUCUACAACUAUUGAUAAUCUGACCAGUGCGCAGAGCAGGGGCUGCACAUAUUUCAGUACCCUUGGAGAGGACAGCUCUCCCCGGAUCCCUGAGCUUCGGACCGGUGGGGUCUGUAUCCGCUCCUGGGGGGUCAGAGGGGGGGGUGUGUGUACUGGAAAUCAGCCCGCAGAUAGCGCAGGGUGUAGCCGCAGCAUCACAAGCCGAACCGCUCUCUCUUCCUUCUAGAUCGUGACCGCUCACACGCCGCUCCAGAAGGAGGAAGGAGCAGGAAAAAGGGGGAGCAUCAGCGCGCACAGAGAUGGCGGAGUGCGGCCGGAAGGCGCUGUCCCUCCUGGAGGCGGCCCGCUCCCGGUACGAGAGCCUGCAGAUAUCCGACGACGUGUUCGGUGAGUCCGGGGAUGACAGCAGCGACAACCCCUUCUACAGCACCUCCGGGGACUCCGACUCCGACAACUACAUAGCCGAGGUAGGCGAGGAGGAGCACCACCACCAUCACCACCACCACCACCAGAAGAGGGGCGACAAGGAGAGCGGGCACAGCGGGGGAGCAGGAGGCGGAGGCGGCGGAGGAGGAGGAGGCAGUAGUGGGGCCGGUCCCCCUGGGUCUCUGUCCCGGAGUCAGGCGGAGGAGGAGGGCUGGAUGGAGACGCUGCAGGAUGUCACAGUGCCGCCGUACCAGGAGACAUAUGGCCCUGCACAGAAAAUGCCGGCCACAGCCACAGCUCUGGACUUCUUCCAGCUCUUCGUUCCAGACAACUGCAUCCAAAAUAUGGUCACGCAGACCAACAUGUACGCCAAGAAGUUCCAGGAGCGGUUCGGCUCCGAUGAAGGCUGGCGUCCCGUCACAGCCCAAGAGAUGAAGGCGUUCCUGGGCUUCGUCACUUCCACCAGUGUGCACAGAUGCGAGUCAGUGCUCAGCAUCUGGAGCUCGGGUUUCUUCAGCAACCGGAGCAUCGCCUUGAAGAUGAGCCAGGCACGCUUCGAGAAGAUCCUCAAGUAUUUCCACAUCGUGGCUUUCCGGCCAUCGCAGGGGAGCAACCAGGGCCUGUACAAGAUUCAGCCCUUCCUGGACUCGCUGCAGCAGUCAUUCAGCUGUACCUUCAGACCUUCACAGACGCAGGUUCUUCACGAGCCAUUGAUAGACGAGGACCCGGUGUUCAUCACUACCUGCACAGAAAGAGAGCUGAGGAAAAGAAAGAAGAGGAAGUUCAGCCUCUGGGUUCGACAGUGCACCUCCACUGGAUUCAUCUGCCAGAUCUAUGUGCAUCUGAAGGAGGGCCAGGGGACAGACGGUCUGGCCACCCUGAAGAAUAAGCCUCAGCUCCACAGCUUGGUGGCAAAGCAGCUUUGCCAAAACAUCUCCGGGAAGAACACCAUCAUCUUCACCGGGCCGUCCAUCACUAAUCUCAGCCUCUUCACUGAAUUCAGCAAACAAGAUAUCUACUGCUGUGGUCUGCUGAGCACCAGGAAGAGUGACUGUACUGGCCUGCCCCAGUGCAUGCUGGUCUGUGGCUCCACGCCAGCGCAGCGGGGCCAAUCGCGAGUUAUGAUGCAAGGCAGCAUGUCGCUGAUCAGCUGGUACAACAAGGGACACUUCAGGUUCCUGACUAACGCCUACUCCCCGACAAAACAAGGUAUGAUCAUUAAGAGGAAAAGCGGCGAGAUCCCAUGUCCACUGGCUGUUGAGGCGUUUGCCGCACACCUCAGCUACAUCUGCAAAUACGAUGACAAGUACAGCAAAUACUUCAUCUUCCAUAAGCCUAAUAAGACCUGGCAGCAGGUGUUCUGGCUGAGCAUCAGCAUCGCUAUCAACAAUGCGUACAUCCUCUACAAGAUGUCCGACGCCUACGCUGUCAAACGCUACAGCCGGGCGCAGUUCGGAGAGAGACUGGUCAGAGAGCUGCUGGAUCUAGACGACUGCUCCCCCACCCAGUGAGGAAGAGGAGAAGGAGGAAGAUGAGGAGAAGGAGAAGGAGAAGGAGGAGGACAGCAGGAGGACAUGACACAAUCCCAACACACACGUUAAAUUCUUCAUUACUGAUGUGCAGACGCCGAAGUCUGUGUGAUAAUACUGAAACAGUGCCAAGCUGGUUUGACAAAAAUGGAGCAUAGAGGGUCUCUCUUCAUUUCUCUCUCUCCCUCUCUCUCUCUCUCUGUCCAUGUCUCCUACCCUCUUGUUGUUUUGUGGUACUGUAAAUAUCACUAACACAUGACUGCACACAACACAAUGGAGAACCAUGAGCCAUGGGACAGUUCACAUGCCACUAGAGCAACUUUUAACCACGUAGAUUUACUAAGGAUUUGUCAUCAGGGGGGAUUUCAUAAGCAGAGAAGCAGGAGGCCUGAGAAAAAAAAAUUAAGCCACUUUGAAACACUGAAGAAUUCACACCUUAAUGAUGUCAACUUCCAAGUGUUAACUCUGAUGACAUUAUACUAUCAGGCAAAAAGACUACAUGUAGCUUUAUAUUUACACUCCGCAAAAACACCUGUGACCCUCUAAACAAAAGCUACUAAGGUGUGUUCACAUGCUGCAUGCAUAAAGCAUCUGGAUCGUGAUGUUCUCUUGUUCGAUGUGAAAAUGAUUUCUGCUCCAGGUGGGUUUUAACUCUUGGUUUGUGCGUGUGUGUGUGUGUGUACUUAACAAGUGGAACUGCCAUAUUGUGUGUAAUGUUGAGGCGGAGGAUGUAAAUGUACAGCUCUUGUGACCUAGAUGUGUGGUGAUGUUGUGUUGCUGCAUCUUCGCUGGAGGAAGACUGUCAUGUGACUUCAAGCCACACGCAGCAGUGUGUCGCUAGCUCCGUACUUCCCGCCUCUAAGCAGAUAUUACAUGGAUACACAGGAGUUGAGCAGCGGCCACUUUUAACCAAAACAGCUUCCAAAAAAAAAAAAAAAAAACCAUCACAUCAGCAUUAAUUGGAAGAUAAACUCUCUGCAUUCACCUGUUUCAUUACUUAUGCACUUCACUGUACUUUGGCUUUGCGGGGCCAAAUUCCCCUUGAUUGCUUGCUCAGUCAGACAGUGUUGCUAGGCAACCAUCAUCAUCUUGGCCAAUGGACAGGGGUUUGGAUAAUAUUGCUUGGCAGGAUUCAGGUCCAGGAAGCAAAAUGUGAAUCAGUGGUGGCUUAUAGAUGUCCCAGAAAACCAAAUGUUGCAACUAAUCUAAAUGGAGAUACAAGGUCUGGGAGGCAGCCUGAGAGAUGUGCAAUAAUUUCUUUUCUCAUGUGACCAUUUUCUAAUUGCCAUCCAAUUUUGGUUACCAAACAAAACAAAUAGCUUUAGUUGAGGAAAAAAUGUAGUUUUUUGAGAGAACUGUUUUUCCUGCCAAGUAACUUAUGUAAACUUACUGUGUCUUGUCAAGCCAAAGGAAGUUUGAAUAGAGAGGUGAGCAUUUAUCGUCAGUUAAAUCCAUCUGAUCUCGUAAACAUGAGGGCGCACCACACUGCUGUUUGUAGCUUUAAUGAGGACUUAGACCCAAUUGAAUUUACUUUGCUUAAUAUUCUAAGCAGCUGACAUUGUAUUGUCAUGUUGGGAUCAUGUUAUUAUGAUGUCAAGUGAAAGAUAUUGAUGUGUGCUUGCAUGGUUUAUUGUGUGGAUCCAUAUCGAGAUAGUCUUUACAGCAGUAGAGCAGAGUUGUGGAGUGAUUUGCUGGCAGGACUCAUGCACUUUUCCCCCCAUCACAGUCUUGCACUUUGUGGAAAAUUUGUAAAGUUAGAGACAUCUUUAUUAGAGAAACCUUUAAGUAGAAUUUCUAAUUCGAUAGAUCACUUUAAGAAAAUAGUGAAAAUAAAAAUAGGUUUGUGCUGUAAAUAUAAAUAAAUAAAUGAAAAGGAUUAUAAGAAAAUAUACCAGUUAAAAUUGAGAAAAAUGAGUGUAACAAAAUAUAAAUGACUUCCACAGUAGAUUUAGAGUACAAGGUAUGUGUGUAUAUAUUUUGUUUACUGAGUGUCUGCAUUCACUGUCUGAGACUCAAGAUUGUGAUUUUUUUAUAUUUUUCACUAAUCCAAAGCGUUGUUGUUGUUGUUGUGUGUGAAUCACUGAAUGUUGUCACCUUGUAUCUAAUCACUGUUCACUUCUGACACCAAUAAUGAAAGAAUGCACCCUUGUCACACAGUGUAGUCGUUAAUAUGUCUUUAUAAUACAAUAUUUUAUACAUUAACAACAAUUUACACACCACUUUAGCUGGAAAUUAAGUGGUUUAUAUAAUUGAUUAUGUACAGUCGUGGUCUGUUGUAAUCAAUUCUAUCUGCAGAGUAUACAUACAAUACAUAUAAAGCAUGUAGUAGAAGAAAAAAAUCCACACUGCUUAGACAUUCAUGGCAAAAAUCUUAACCUUAAGUCCACUAUCGCAGCUUUUUAUGAAGUUCUCAGUUGCAUCUAAAAAUUCUAAUAAUAAUGGAUUGGAUUUCUAUAGCACUUUAAAAGGCACCUAAAGUGCUUUACUUUAGAUAAUAAAAACAAUCAGACAAAACUGAUAAACAAAUGAAAACUUUUUUCAGUGUUUUCCAGCAUUAACAGUACAAAUAAAACUGUAUGAAGAUUGAUUUGUGCUUUUUUUUUUUUUGGUAGUUGAAAAUAUAAACUAACAACCUUUAUUGAUUUUUGCAAAUACACAGUAACGAAAAUAUUUCUGACUUCCAACUGCAGAAAAAAUCCUGAAAAAUGUUAAAAAAAGGCCUAAAGAUAUCCAUUUAUAGGGCAUUUAAAACAGCUAUAAUAAUACACAAUGCAUUUAACUGGAAUAUAUGUGGAUUACACGUUUCCAAAUCAAUUCUAAAUGCAUUAAUUGUUAAAAUAUGUUAAAGUAAUAGCACUGGAAUGAAUGAAAUCAGUGACUUCCAUUACAUUUCACCAUUCAGUAGAAGUGCAAGGAGAUAUGCGUCACAUAAAAAGCAGAGAAACUGAUUUUUUCCAUCCUGCCUAACCUUAGUAAAGGUUAACACGAGAACGCCACAAGGCGUGUUGCAGUUUGAGUCAGGAGUGUGGAUGCAGGAUGCAAUCAUCACUAAGUGAACUGGAAAUAGACUGGGCCAGUUGAGGGAAAGUGAAUAUAUCCGAAAAUUUAAAAAAAAAAAUAAAAUCCAGCAGCUCAAAGCCAAAUAACCCCUCAACUGCAUCACAAAUCGAUGACAUGUAAACAACCGUGUUAGGAGUAUUCUAGUGUGAAUUUGUCCUUCAAAGAGUAUGUCAAGCAUGCAUAAUAUGGACCCCGGCGAUGGCUGCAUUUGUGAAUUUUAAUCCGUGAUGGACUGGAGCAGGUGUAGCACUCACACUUUUUUGAUUGGACGUGUGUUCCAUCCGCAGAGGUUUUUGUAAUGCUUAUAGCUCACCGCUCAGACCACAGAUGAGUUGAAAUUAUGCACUGGGGAAUCUGCGGGGCCACGGUUACUUGGCAACAAAUUAUAUGUGAAAGGCUGAAGGAGGGAAAGAGGGAGGAGUAUUUUAGAUUAUUUGAAGUUUUUGUGUCCUUAUGGUAAUGUCGUUAUCACCACAGUUGCAGACUGAGAGCUGUGUGACAUUUUUUAUCAACUAUCAGAAAAAAAAAAAAACAUUGAGCAUCUUCCUCUGUGAUGCAUUUACUAAUUUUUUGACCAUUAUAGAUCAAAAACAGUCAAAUUUUCAGGUUGAUCUGAUAAGAAAAUACAGUUUUUCUCUUCAGCCUACUGCACUGAUCAGCCAUGAAUCAAAUAUUUCUAGAGUGCCUUUUCUUCUUUUUUCCCAAUCGCAGUAGUAGCAACACCUUUCAUCCUUAAAUGAAAAAACACUCAUUUGAUUUAAAGUGUAAGUCAGAGGAAGAAAAAAAAGAAAA